AUGACAGCAUUACAUGUAGCUGCUUGUGAAGGGCACUCGGAUUUUGUGGAGAAACUAGCGCAACUCAUGCCGGUAGAAGCACUCGAAAUGGUUGAUGAAUUCGGCCGCACAGCCCUCCAUUAUGCCGCUUUUUCUGGAAUCCUAAAGGCUGCUAUCGCACAAGUUAAGAAAAACCCUAAUUUAACAAGCAUUUUGGAUAGUCAAGGAUGGACCCCACUCCUCCGGGCUUGUGUUUUUGGUUUUGCAAUUAAUAAGGACUUGAUUUGGUACCUCUUUUUGGUGACUAAAGAUGAUGGACCUGGUCGUCCCUUCACCGGACCCUGUUCUCCUUACCUCGUCGAAACACUGGCCGGGUCCGGUCAUCUUGAUAUUCUGCUGUAUCUACUCGAGCAUUAUCCCGACUUAGCAACCGCUCCUAUUACUGAUAAGCCGCCGAGGAUAUAUCUUCUCUCUUUGUUGGCAUUAACUCCUUUGAACUUCUUGAGCUGCAGUAGACUUGGAUUUUGGGAAAGACUCAUUUACUCAUCGCCAAGUAUUAUCAAGCGACUACAAGAUGCAAAAAUUAGACAUCAUUGUGCGGAUGAGUUAGUAACACUUGCUUGCAAAAAAAUUUGCGAAUUGCACGGCUCAUUGUUGUUUGAUCGUUUUGGCGAAUCAUUGAUUCUGGAAAGUGCUGCCAACAGUGGAAUAACUGAAAUUGUAAAGACAAUGUUACAUUUUUGUCCGGAUUUAUUAUGGGCUACAAAAGCCGAUGAGUUAUUUAUGCUUCAUGUUGCCAUUGAACAUCGUCAAGAAGAGAUUUUCAAUCUUCUUUGCAAGACGAAUGCGCAUCUUAAGUUCACCAGUGGACAGAAUACCCUCUUGCAUCGAGUUGCGAAGCUGGCGCCUCUUCCCCAACUUUCUGUGUCUAGUCCGGCGCUGCAAAUGCAAAGAGAACUUCAAUGGUUCAGGGCCGUGGAGAAAUUGAUCAACCCAUGUUUGACAAAUUUAAAAGACAAAGAUGGGAGAACUCCAAGGGAAAUAUUUACAAAGGAGCACAAAACGUUAGCUGAGGCCGGAGAAAAAUGGAUGAAGGACACAUCAAAUUCUUGCAUGAUUGUUUCGACUCUAAUUGCCACAUUCGUCUUCGCCGCUGCAUUCACCGUACCCGGAGGCAACGACGAAGCCGGACUUCCGAUCUUCUUGUGGACCCAAUCGUUCCUGGUAUUCGUCGUCUCCGACGCUCUGGCUCUUUUUUCUUCCAUCACCUCUCUUUUGAUAUUCUUCUCAAUUCUAACUGCGCGUUACGCCGAAGACGAUUUCCACAUGCUACUGCCGAAGAAGUUGAUCAUUGGACUGGCUUCUCUCUUCUUCUCCAUAGCAACAAUGAUGGUCGCCUUUGGUGCAACACUAUUGAUUGUGCUGAGCAAAAGAGUAGAUUGGGUUGCUAUUCCUAUUAUUCUGCUCGCUUCUGUUCCAGUCAGUAUAUUCGUGUUGCUUCAGUUUCCGUUAUUCAUCGAAAUGUACCGCUCGACAUUCGGAAACCGCAUGUUUCAUCCUCAAAGCAUUUGGUAG
Messenger RNA from Morus notabilis, 1554 nucleotides. Its product is annotated as ankyrin repeat-containing protein NPR4. Gene Ontology annotation, molecular function: protein binding. The coding region runs from base 1 to 1554 and encodes 517 amino acids. Lineage: Eukaryota; Viridiplantae; Streptophyta; Magnoliopsida; Rosales; Moraceae. The record is from RefSeq and is a predicted model, not a curated record. The transcript has 4 exons.